AUGAGUGUCGUUUGCUCUAAGAAAGAGCAACUUGCUCUUCUCAAGUUCAAACACAAUGUCAAAGAUGACUAUGAAAUGUUGUCAUCAUGGGUUGGCAAUGACUGUUGCAGGUGGGAAAGAAUCCAGUGUGAUGUUGUCACUGGAGAAGUCGAAAGCCUUAAUCUUAGAGGAAACAAAGCAUAUUCAUACGAUGAUCAAGGCUACCAGUACUUGGUUGGUAAUGAGGUGAACUCUUCAUUGGCAGAGUUGAGGCGUCUCAAAUACUUGGACUUAAGUGCGAAUUCAUUUGGAGGAAGUCGGAUCCCUGAGUUCAUUGGAUCUUUGAAACACCUGAGGCUGAUGACAGAUGAUGUGGCAUGGACUUUUCGUCUUUUGUCACUUGAGCAUCUCGAUUUGAGUGCAUUUGAUCUUAGUAGAACAAAAAACUGGGACAUGUUGCUUUACAUGAUUCCUUCGUUGAAAGAACUAUGUUUGUCAUCUUGUCAACUUUCCAAUGCCGAUGUUCGUCCUUUUCUUAAUUCGAGUAAAAUACUUCCCAACAUCAAACACCUGGAUCUUAGCAAAAAUUAUUUCAAAGGUCCACUCCCUGGAUUUUUUCAAAAUAUGACAUCCCUAGCGUUCCUUGAUAUUUCACACUUCAAUAUUAGUCUGACAUGCAUGGAACUUCGCACACUUGCUAAACUUGAUCCCUUCUUUAUCAGAGCUUCAUUUGUCAAGUUGUGAGCUCGAUAAGACAUUUCUAUCUUCCUUUCAUCAUAAUUUCAGUGCACUUUCUAAGAUCCAACAUCUGGAUCUUAGCUUCAAUUCAAUCCAAGGCAUGUUUCCAUCAGUUUUAACAAACAUGAGUUCCUUAAGAGUCCUUGACCUCUCAAGAAACACGUUGAAUUCAUCGGUUCCUCUAAUACCUAACCUUCUAGAACUCGAUCUUUCGUUUAACGAGUUUAAGCAGAUCGAGCAUGUUGGAAUCUGGAGACAGUGUCACCUGAAAGUCCUGAGUGCCUCAAACAAUCAUUUUAAUGUAGAAAUGAUUGACUCACCAAAAAAUUUAUCAAAAUGUUCUCAAUAUGCUUUGGAGAGAUAUUGGAUUUACAUGAGAGUUUGUAUGGUGCAAUUCCAGAAGCAUUUGGAAGAUUGUCAAAUCUAAUAGAUAUAGAUCUAUCACAUAGCAGAUUGACAAGUCCAAUCCCUGAAUCUCUAGGAAGAUUAAGGUUUUUAGAAGUAUUAGAUCUAUCCUAUAACCAGAUAAAAGGUCUCAUUCCAACAUUUCUUGGGAAACUUCACAAACUUGACCUUUCUUUUAAUCAAUUGAAUGGUUCAAUUCCAGAAUCCAUUGGAAAGUUAGCAACCUUAACAGAUCUGGAUCUAGAAUUCAAUUGGUUAACUGGCUCCAUCCCAACAUCUUUAGGAAGACUUGGUUCAUUACGAAAAUUUUUGGUUGGUUCAAAUUUGUUAAAUGGGACUAUUCCGGUUUCAAUUGGGGAACUUUCCAAACUCCAUUCUCUAGAUAUCGCUAACAAUUCUUUACAAGGAGUAUUGUCUGAAGCCCAUUUUUCUAACCUUGCGGUGUUGAAGGAGUUGUAUGCUUCUUCUAACAAAUUGAAAUUCAUUGUUUCACGUGAGUGGGUCCCUCCAUUCCAAUUAGAAAGUCUUGAACUCAGUUCUUGCAAUAUCGGAAGUGGAUUUCCGCAAUGGCUUCAAAAUCAAAGGAAACUUGAGCUGUUAGUGUUGUCCAAUGCUACAAUUUCGGGACCUCUCCCCACCUGGCUAUAGAAGAUGAACAUUUCUUUCUUAGAUCUUUCUCACAACAAACUUAGUGGACCUUUGACAAACCUUCCUAGUGGAGGAAUUUCUCGUGUAUUAUUUCUAGAAGAUAACCUUUUCAGUGAGUCGAUUCCAAGGUCAUUGUGCAGAAGGACAAAUUUGCAAUUUCUUGAUCUUUCGAAAAAUAGGUUAACUGGGAGAAUUCCGAAGUGCCUUGAGAAUUUGAAAACUUUGGCUACAAUGAUAUUUAGCUCAAAUCAGCUGUCUGGUGUCAUUCCGAGCUCUGUAGCCCUUACAUCGUUAUGCCGGUUAAACUUGAAUGACAACAACUUUACAGGUGAACUUCCUCUAGAAUUGGGGAAUUUACGAUGUUUAAAUGUUUUAGAUUUGGGUGAUAAUAGAUUCACUGGGAAUAUACCCAAGUGGAUAGGAGAAAACCUUACGUCAUUGAUGGUUUUAAGGUUACGUAGAAAUAACUUCACCGGUAGAAUUCCUGAAUCUUUAUGCAUAUCUUCAAAUCUUCGAAUUUUGGAUGUUUCACACAACAAUUUAACGGGUACUAUCCCUCGUUGUUUAGGAGAGUUGAGUGCCAUGGUUGAAAUCAACCCAUUACCUUGGUAUUCUGGAAGUAUCGAUUAUGAUGAGAAUGUAAUUCAAGCCAUGAAAGGUGCUGAUCUUGAAUAUACAACAAAUUGGGAAUUAGUUUAUAACAUGGAUCUUUCAAGCAAUAAACUUGUCGGAGAAAUACCGCUUGAGCUAACUGCACUUUGUACAUUGAUGGGUCUCAAUUUGUCUAAUAAUCAUCUCAGAGGCAGUAUUCCAGGCAACAUUGGAAACAUGAAGAACUUAGAAUCUCUGGAUUUCUCCAACAACGAGUUGAUAGGAAUGAUCCCUUCAAGCAUGGCAGGUUUGAACUUUUUGAGCCAUUUGAAUCUGUCACACAAUAAUUUUUCAGGACGAGUUCCUACAGGAAGUCAACUGCAGACUCUUAUUGAUCCAUCCAUAUAUGAUGGGAACAAAGAUCUAUGUGGACCUCCAUUGCCAAAGAGUUGCUCAAAUCAUCAAGGCCCAACAACUGUUGAGCCCACGAAGAUCCAUCAAUACAAAUGUAUGGUUAUUUUACUUGGACAUAGUGUGUGGUUUUGCAACAGUAUUUUGGGGUAUUAUUGUAUUUUUUUUCUUUAAGGAGCAGUGGAGAAGGAAGCUUUUCAUGUUUGUUGAGAAAACCAUUGACUUGAUACAUGUUGAAGUUGUGGUAAGAGUUGCCAAGUUGAAGAGAGGAAGGAUGGACGCAUAGAUCCUUCGGGAUGCAUGUAAUUACCAAGUAUAUGUUAUAAAUGAUUAGUUUGCUUUUUCCUAUUACCGAUAUUAUGCUUAUUUGUACUAAUAUUUGGAAUCUAUAUGUGUAUGGCAUUUAUAGUACAUGUGUUGUUUAAAAGUGUUAA
Molecule: messenger RNA, 3206 nt
Organism: Lactuca sativa (garden lettuce)
Lineage: Eukaryota; Viridiplantae; Streptophyta; Magnoliopsida; Asterales; Asteraceae
Source: RefSeq, a predicted model, not a curated record